AUGGAGCUUCAGAAAAAUGGUGCUGACCAUCUGGGCCUCCUGGUGCAACCCUUUUGGGGUUCGCAUCAAGCGACCUUCUUUUAUAAUAUUCAAGAUCAGACACUUUUAACCCUAACAUUCGAAGCAAAAGUUGGCUUGAAUUGUUGGUUUGCACCUCCUGAUCAUUGGCUUCUGCCGUUCGAUAUUCCUUAUUCCUGCUACCAUCGACGAUCUUCAUCAAACCAUCAACCAUCGAUCAAUGAUCAGGAAGAUAAAGAGUAUGCUAAGUUUAAGGAUAAGAAUUUGGAUGUAUAUCAGACAUAUUACGAGGCUUUAUUUCGGGAUACCGUAACUGUUGGAGACAAGGCUAAGCUACCUUGCAAAUUCGGCAAUGGUAGCACUCUGGAUGAUGUACAGUUUGUAGAUAUUACAGAUGGAAAAGUGGAUACUGACGAAGUCCGCUUAUUUGAAGAUGUUGAUCCUUUUCUAACAUAUGAUAGUUCUAGUAUGAAAAGGAGGGGAAAGAAGUUAACUCCUAGGCGUGACAACAAAAGAAAAUUUGAAGGGAAAAAUGAAGGAAAAAGUAUGGCAUGCUUGUCAUAUGAAGAGAAUCUGGACACUGUUUUUGAUGUUUUGUUAACAAGGAGCACUCAACCCUCUAGAGAAACCACACAGUCACCCAUAACAGAAGAUUGCAUGGCAAUUGUCUCUACUUUCCAGGGUUUUGAAGAAGGCUCAGUAGGAUAUUUAGAAGCAUUAGAGGUCUUAUUAAAGAAGCCAUCUUGUUAG
This is a messenger RNA of Lactuca saligna, 768 nucleotides long. The record is from the annotation of a GenBank genome assembly. Lineage: Eukaryota; Viridiplantae; Streptophyta; Magnoliopsida; Asterales; Asteraceae.